This is a messenger RNA of Exaiptasia diaphana, 705 nucleotides long. RefSeq names its product gonadotropin-releasing hormone receptor. NCBI's taxonomy places the organism in Eukaryota, Metazoa, Cnidaria, Anthozoa, Actiniaria, Aiptasiidae. Gene Ontology annotation, biological process: G protein-coupled receptor signaling pathway. The transcript has 2 exons. Gene Ontology annotation, cellular component: membrane. The record is from RefSeq and is a predicted model, not a curated record. Bases 1 to 705 code for a protein of 234 amino acids. Gene Ontology annotation, molecular function: G protein-coupled receptor activity.
AUGAAUAGCACCGCAGUUGUCGCUCUUAAAGUUACUGGUUUGACAAUUUCUGUCAUUGCGAUUUUUGGGAAUGGCUUGGUUGGUUUCAUCAUCACACGCGUUCAAAGCAUGAAGACUUCUAUGAACUAUAUCAUACUAAAUCUUGCUAUAUUAGACGCCUUAACAGGAUUUUUCACCAUAUAUUACCAGCUUACCAAUGAUUAUAAUGAAGUAUUGGGUCCAUCAUUGCUAAAACAAGCAUAUAAUCAAAGUGCUCAUUUUGCUGAAGUACUCUGCAAGAUUGAAACCUUGACAUAUCUUGGAACGUCCAUAUCACCUUUACUGCUGACAGCAAUGGCUUACGAACGCUACAAAGCUAUUGUGCAUCCACUUUCAAGGUUGAACAACGAGGUCACCAGAUCUCGUCUCAAGUGGAUUCUCUCUAUAUCAUGGGUUUGGGGAUUUGGAUAUGCCAUCUUUGACAUGUGCAUCAUUCAGUAUUAUGCCGAGGAAAACUAUUGUGAUGACAAGGAACUUGGUACAUGGUACAGCUAUGGGGUCUACGAACUUGUGUACACAAGCAUUCAAUUCAUCCUCACUUCAAUAACAAUGUUUAUUUUAUACCUGAAGGUUAUUUUAGCCUUGCGAAGGCAAGAUGGAGCACUUGCAACUCAGGCCAAUGCGCAACAGGCUAGAGCUAAAGCACGCAGAAAAAUGAAUAUGUGA